Molecule: messenger RNA, 1718 nt
Organism: Rhododendron vialii
Lineage: Eukaryota; Viridiplantae; Streptophyta; Magnoliopsida; Ericales; Ericaceae
Exons: 1
Coding region: 207-1541 (444 amino acids)
Source: RefSeq, a predicted model, not a curated record
ACAGGGAAAACCAAAAGAUGCAAAAGUCAACGAACUUAAUUGUUUGCAGGAAUGGGUAGAUCCCAAGAAGGCUUGGAAUACAACUAGGCCAGAACUUAGCUGCAUUACUAAAUUGUUUUCUAUCAGUUAGCCAAUUAUAUAAGCAUAUAUGGCCACAGUGCCCCACCCCCCGCACAAACACAUCAAAGAGAGAGAGAGAGAGAGAGAUGGAGUCCAAGCAUUUCAGCCAUCGCCACAACCUAACCAUCCGCCAAAUGCCAGAAGGGGAAACAAUCGAUUGCUCCGGUUGCAACUUAGCCGCGUCAGGCGCGGUCUAUGCAUGCAUGCAAUGCAAAUUCUUCCUUCAUGAAAAAUGUUUUCACGCCACUCGCUCCAUCAACCACCCAUCCCACCCACUUCACCAUCUAACCCUUGUCCCUUACCCCACUUACCCCACGGGCUACUUCACCUGCGAUUCCUGCAGUGAACUUGGAUCUGGCUUUUCUUUUACUUGUUCCACCUGUGACUUUGACCUCCAUGUCCACUGUGCUUCUAUUUCUGAAAAUACUCCUGUUGAUGCAGUGCCCUAUUUGGAAUUCCAAAUGACUGGUACUACUUCAACAGAGCCAGAGACAGAGCCCACUGCGGCUCCUACGCAGAUUCAACACAAGUCCCAUGCCGAACACGCCCUUAAUCUUCUGCCGAGGGCCCCUGGUGCCAAUGGUACAUUCAUUUGCAAUGGAUGUGGUGAAAAUGGCGAUGCCUCAGUAUACCGUUGCUCCACAUGUGACUAUGAUCUUCACAUUAAAUGUGCUUGGUUGAAUAAAAUUGUGGAUCGUGUCGAUCACGAACACCCCCUCACUCUGUACUACUCUAACCCGUACAAGGAUAAGGGCGUGGCAUUUGAGUGCGAUGUCUGUCAUUAUAAUGUCCCAGAGAAUUCUUGGGUUUACUGCUGUUUAGAUUGUGACUAUGGAACUCAUGUGAACUGUGUAUGGGGUGAGGAACGCCCGAAAGUAGACGUGGAACUUGAAAAUUUUAUUGCAGCUAAACAAGAGCCUACUAGGGCUCAUACACAGAUUCACCACAAGUCCCAUGCCAAACAUGCCCUUAAUCUUCUGUCUGGGUACCCCAGUGCCGAUGGUGAGUACAUUUGCAAUGGAUGUGGUGAAAGUGGAAAUGACUCAGUAUACCGUUGCUCCACAUGCGACUAUGAUCUCCAUGUUAAAUGUGCUGGCUUGAAUGAAAUAGUGGAUCGUGUUGAUCAUGAACACCCUCUCACUUUGUUCUACUUGAAUCCAUACAACGGUAAGGGUGUGAUCUUUGAGUGCGAUGUCUGUCAUUACAACAUUCCCUCAGAUUCUUGGAUUUACUGUUGUUUAGAGUGUGCCUACGGAACUCAUGUGAACUGUGUAUGGGGAAAGGAACGCCCAAAAGCAGUAGUUGAACUUGAAAAAUUUGUUGCAGCUCAACAAGAACUCUCACGUCUUCAACAGCAAAUCCAAAUGAACAGGUUAUCAGCUCAGAUGAUAGCAUCAUCAAUCAACGGUUUCAGACACUGACCAGGGAGAGCUUGGGAUCUAUCAUUAUCAGUUGGAUUUGGAUGUUCCACUUGUUUGUUUUCUAACUUUGUCCUUUUCUUAUUGUUAUUUGAAUGUUGUACUGGUAUGCCCUCCAGUAUUAAAAGUUUGUUUCCAUCGGGUUGCCUUUUGGGCUAACUUUUUACCAUCUUUUUUGCA